AACCUUCCACCUCCCCCUCUCCCUAUUUAUUUAUCUCUGUUCACUGCUAUUGAUAGGAUCAUAGCUUCCAUCAAACAUGAGCGAGAAGUGCAUUCGAAGGGCCAUAUCCGAUGUUUCUGCUGAGUCACAGAGGAUGACAAUCGAGGAAGGCGACACCAGAAGUGAAGCUACUCAGGUUGAACAGUCCCGGUGCGAGUGCUGUGGAUUCUUGGAGGAGUGUACUGCUAGUUACAUCCAGCAAGUCAGCGAUUCUCAUUCUGGGAAAUGGGUUUGCGGGAUCUGUUCAGAAGCAGUUAAAGAAAGGAUUAAACGAGUUCCGAGAACGGCCAUGGAAGAAGCACUGAGCUCUCACAAGGAUUUGUGUGAAAGAUUUAACACUACUACUAGGCAGAAUCCCAAGCUGUCUUUGACUAUGACAAUGAGGGAGUUGGCCAGGAGAAGUGCUCACCAAAGGAAUGACCACAGCUCCAUGAAACCCAGAAUUGGUCGAACCAGCAGCUGUGCUCCCAGGAUUGAAUAGACCGGUUGAAUGGUAUUAUGUGUAGUAAGUGUGAAAUGUAAAUUGCUUUUGUUCAUUCUAAGGUAAUAAAUUGAAGAAAAAACCCUUGUCUAUAAUAUAA
Messenger RNA from Vitis riparia (riverbank grape), 620 nucleotides. RefSeq lists its product as uncharacterized. Bases 77 to 520 code for a protein of 147 amino acids. Lineage: Eukaryota; Viridiplantae; Streptophyta; Magnoliopsida; Vitales; Vitaceae. The record is from RefSeq and is a predicted model, not a curated record. The transcript is spliced from 2 exons.